ACCGAAACUCACCAACACAUAUCAUCGCCAGAAAAGUCAAAGUAAAUAUGCCAACCAUACUGUCACUUUCAACAGACAUGCACAAAAUGAACAAUAAGGAUCAAUCUGUAAACCCCAGGAGACUAGACAGGUGGCUGUUCCGUUUCCCAUUGGCAGAAAGAUUGAACCCUACUGAAACCCUGCUAUGGUCCCAAUCAUUGGAAAACCUUCUGAAAUCAAAAUAUGGCAUGGCAAGUUUCCACUCCUUCCUCAAGUCCGAAUUCAGCGAUGAGAACAUUGAAUUUUGGCGGGUUUGUGAAGACUUCAAAAAAAUCAGGAGUGCUUCCAGGCUGACCUCAAGGGCCAAGAAGAUAUUUGAGCAUUACGUCAAGGCAGAAGCUCCCAAAGAGAUAAACAUCGACCACAGAACGAGAGAGCUCAUCAAACAGAAUGUUCAAGCUCCCACUAAAGUGUGUUUCGAUGAAGCGCAGGAGAUUGUCUUUGGACUUAUGGAGAAGGAUUCAUAUCCCAGGUUUCUUCGCUCAGACAUCUACAAAUCCCUUCUAGAAUCUGUCAGAUAGGAUCAAGGUCUGAGACACAACAUUUACAACAACCAAACUAGGUGACUGUAAGACUUUGCACACUUCUGUGGGACUGUCCGUGCAAUAGAAGAGCUGGCCGAGGAUUGCAGAUGCAGGCCUGGAUAUUUGGACAUUUGGGACUGGACUCUGAAAAGGAUUACGUAGAACGUUGUUUAUCUACAUAAAAGCUUGUAUGAGCUAUUGUCUAUAUUUUUGAUGUACUGCAGUGCUCUCUUGUUCAGUGUGGCUGUGGAAUACACAAAGACAAAUGAGCUUUCUGAACAGCUCACCACAGGAGCACUGAAUCAUCUGACACCUUUGUAUAGGUAUACCCUGGAGAUCUUAUUCAACAAUUUAUUUUAUUCUUUUGAUGUUAUGUAUUCAAUGAAUGUUUUUAAGAAUGAUGCUAAUGCCAUUUUGAACUAAUUUUUGAUGAGCAAUGAUCUCAAGACUUUUAGAACAAAUGUAAAUAUCACUAUAUGUUUGCACAUUGGGGAAUUGACUGGAAAUCUUUACAAUGACAUAAUUUCCCUUCAACAAAACAAGAUUUCUCAGUUUAAUAUUCUUACAGUAUAAGUUACCAGAAAACAAAAACCUGAAUAUAUACCUCCACUGUAUAUAUACCUCUAAUUCCCUCACAUUCCACCAAAUGUGAUGGAUUUCUUGAAAAUGUGAAAUGCUAUAUCUUAUUUUUUAAACUUAAGACACUGGUCAAUCUUCCCAUACAGAAAUCUGAUGAAUGACCAUAUAAGAACAUAUAUAUGGUUUACUGAUGUGCACAGAACGGGGGCUGCCCUUUUCUUUCACAAAUCUAAUGGUGCCCUUCACAAAUCUAAAGGUGCCCUUUUGGUUGAUGGGAGAUUUAAGCGGAGGUGCCUUUAAGAGCAUGUACUAUAGCACAAUCCCCCGCUGACAGGCUGAAGCGGGCAGCACAGGUCGGUUUCUAUUUCCAGUCCUGAACCGAAUUAUCUUCCAACUCUCUCCAUUUCUUUCAGCCCCUCUCCCUGCUAAGGUCUGUGCACGUCACUGAUAUAGUUAAUAUUUAAGCAUAAAUGUACAUUUUCAA
Molecule: messenger RNA, 1626 nt
Organism: Xyrauchen texanus (razorback sucker)
Lineage: Eukaryota; Metazoa; Chordata; Actinopteri; Cypriniformes; Catostomidae
Product: regulator of G-protein signaling 21-like
Exons: 5
Coding region: 48-560 (170 amino acids)
Source: RefSeq, a predicted model, not a curated record